Molecule: messenger RNA, 5381 nt
Organism: Coregonus clupeaformis (lake whitefish)
Lineage: Eukaryota; Metazoa; Chordata; Actinopteri; Salmoniformes; Salmonidae
Product: gamma-aminobutyric acid type B receptor subunit 1-like
Exons: 19
Coding region: 1201-3816 (871 amino acids)
Biological process (GO): gamma-aminobutyric acid signaling pathway; G protein-coupled receptor signaling pathway
Cellular component (GO): membrane; G protein-coupled receptor heterodimeric complex
Molecular function (GO): G protein-coupled GABA receptor activity
Source: RefSeq, a predicted model, not a curated record
UGCAGUCGACGAAAAAAUAACGCUUGGACCUGUUCACUUGAACACUUAGGUUUAACCCGCCACCGCUGUGACCGUUUAUUUCGUUGUUUUUAACCGCUGAAGGGUAACCGGGUUCGACCCUUGUCAUCUGCUUACCUGUCGUUUAGAAUUCCGUCGUUCAAAUGCCGAGUUGACAACACGCGCCUCGUUAAUAGACAUUGUGCGAGGAAAGGAGCUGGCAGGAAUAGACAACUGUGGCAUGUUUAUGUAUUGUGGCGGUCGGUCCUACACAACAUGUACACUACCUAACGUGCGUUUCAAUUAAAUCCUUAUCUUCGGGGAGAGCAGUGAAUUGUAGGGAAUUGGAUAGGGCAAGGACAGAUGAGUAUUUAAUACGAGCACGGUUGAACAGUAUAGGUUACCGUCGGAUGUAUUCCUAUUUCUCUCUCAAUUAUUUCUAAUAUUUUACUAAGGGGGAGAGAAGGACUGUAUCUCACCCCGUGCUUUUCUCUCAACAUUUCUCUAUCUGUUUCUGGAGACUUUGCAGCCGUGCGCUCUCAGUGAGAUAAUCUAUUUCAGAACCUUGGACAGCGGAUAUACGGAUACAAAGAAUGGUCGGAGGAUACACAUCGUUCUAUACCACUGCAACGUUUUCUGGUUGCUAUUCAUAUCGAGCGAGCAAGUUCAAUUAAGAGACUUCCAACCUGCAUGUAUCGUUAAUUGACCUUAUCUGUCUGUCAAUUUCAAUUUAACUUACUCUCACCCGGCUAUUGAUUGCGCUAAAAGUGUAACUGCAAGAGGAUAUCUACCUGCAAAUGAUAUCCAACUGGCUUUACUUAUAGGCUUCUGUGGAUUUGGGUCGUGUUUUUAUAUUGUCCCGAGACCAACACACGUUGAGUGAAAAGACAGAGGAAUAAUACUUUAGAGACAGAAAAACAGCCUUUUGUGUAGGUUGCUCAGACUGAACAAUAACAUUUAUUUACAGACAAAAACGAAGUUACCCUUCAGUAGAACUAGUGUUGAGAUAGAUUGGCUAUUUUAUGAGGAAUACAAAAUAGUUUAUUUUGUCACGACAAAAACACACACUUACAAGAGUUCUUGACACAGCAACAGCAGAACAAUAUCAGAGGAGAAAAGUCACCCAGACAAUUCUCAACCAUCAGCAGCAUACAAUAUGUUCUACCUUUAAAACCAAGUUUCUGACACUCUAAAACUUCCACCAUGGCGGUGUCCUGUCAAAGUCUACCCGGGGGUCGACGCUCCGUCAUUGGCCAGACGUUGAUGUUUGCCUCGCUGACUUUACUCCUCUCUUGGUCCUGCCCGACUCUAGGCAAGAAGAAGCUCUACAUCGGUGCCCUCUUCCCGAUGAGCGGAGGCUGGCCCGGGGGCCAAGCAUGCCUCCCUUCCGCUCAGAUGGCCCUCGACUUGGUGAACAAGAGAACGGAUAUACUGCCGGAGUACGAACUGGAACUGAUCCACUACGAUAGCAUGUGUGAUCCAGGUGAAGCCACCAAGCUCCUGUAUGACCUCCUCUACACUGAGCCCAUCAAGAUGGUCCUGAUGCCCGGCUGCAGCUCUGUGUCCACUCUGGUGGCCGAGGCCGCUCGCAUGUGGAACCUUAUAGUGUUAUCCUAUGGUUCCAGUUCUCCAGCUCUCUCCAACCGUCAGCGCUUCCCAACGUUCUUCCGUACCCAUCCGUCUGCCACCCUCCACAACCCCACCAGGGUUCAGCUCUUUCAGAAGUGGAAAUGGACUAAGAUCGCAACCAUCCAGCAGACUACGGAAGUCUUCACCUCGACGCUGGAUGAUCUAGAGACGAGGACCAAGGAGGCCGGGAUAGAGAUCAGCGUUCGCCAGAGCUUCCUCACCGACCCGGCUCCAGCUGUCAAGAACCUCAAGCGGCAAGAUGCCAGAAUCAUUGUGGGGCUCUUCUACGAGACAGAAGCCAGAAAAGUUUUCUGCGAGGUGUACAAGGAGAAGCUCUAUGGGAAGAAAUAUGUCUGGUUCCUGAUUGGUUGGUACGCAGACAACUGGUUCAAGAUCAAAGACCCGUCAAUCAACUGCACCGUGGAGCAGAUGACAGAGGCGGUGGAGGGCCACGUUACCACGGAGAUCGUCAUGCUCAACCCAGAGACCGUCCGAGGGGCCUCCAAUCUGACGUCUCAGGAGUUUCUGAACCAGCUGAUGUCUAAGUUGGGGGGUAAGAACCCAGAGGAGACGGGGGGGUUCCAGGAGGCCCCUCUGGCUUAUGAUGCAGUGUGGGCUCUGGCUCUGGCCCUCAACAAGACCGUUGGGCCCCUGAAGGCCAAGGGCCGCAGGCUGGAAGACUUCAACUACAACAACCGAGAUAUCACCGCUGAGAUCUACCGCGCUCUCAACACCAGCUCAUUCGAAGGAGUGUCGGGCCAUGUUGUGUUUGACGCCCAGGGUUCUAGAAUGGCCUGGACUCUUAUUGAGCAGCUGCAAGGAGGCAGCUAUAAGAAGAUUGGAUACUAUGACAGUACUAAAGGCAAUCUAUCCUGGUAUGGGAAUGACAAGUGGAUAGGUCCAGGCCCCCCAGCAGAUCAGACGGUGGUUAUAGAGGAGUUUAGGUUCCUUUCUCAGAAGCUCUUUGUCUCUGUGUCUGUGUUCGCUGGACUGGGGAUCCUACUGGGGAUAGUGUGUCUCACAUUCAACAUCUACAACAGCAAUGUCAGGUACAUCCAGAACUCCCAGCCCUACCUGAACAACAUGACGGCGGUGGGGUGUAUGAUGGCUCUGGCUGCUGUCUUCCCUCUGGGCCUCGACGGACACCACGUACACAGGAAACAGUUUCCCGUUGUCUGCCAGUUCCGUCUGUGGCUGCUUGGCCUGGGCUUCAGCCUGGCUUACGGCUCUAUGUUCACUAAGAUCUGGUGGGUCCACACCGUCUUCACCAAGAAGGAUGACAAGAAAGAGAAGAGGAAGCACCUGGAGCCGUGGAAACUCUACACCACAGUGGGAGUGCUGCUGAUCAUCGACGUGAUGUCACUCAUGAUCUGGCAAAUAGUGGAUCCUCUACACAUCACUGUGGAGAAGUUUGUGAGAGAGGCCCCUAAAGGAGACCUGGAUGUUCUGAUCCAACCUCUGCUGGAACACUGCAGCUCAGACAAGAUGAACACUUGGCUUGGGGUGGUGUAUGGCUAUAAGGGCUUGCUGCUGCUCCUGGGGAUCUUCCUGGCUUAUGAGACCAAGUCUAUAUCAACAGAGAAAAUCAACGACCACCGCGCGGUGGGCAUGGCCAUCUACAACGUCUCAGUGUUGUGUAUGAUCACGGCUCCCGUCACCAUGAUCCUGUCGUCGCAGCAGGACGCCUCGUUUGCCUUCGCCUCCCUGGCCAUCGUCUUCUCUGUCUACAUCACCCUGGUGGUGCUCUUCGUCCCCAAGAUGCGUCGGCUGAUCACCCGAGGGGAGUGGCAGUCUGACACCCAGGAGACCAUGAAGACACAGGGCUCAUCCACCAACAACAACGAUGAGGAGAAGUCCAGACAGCUGGAGAGAGAGAACAAGGAACUACAGAAGAUCAUUCAGGAGAAAGAAGAGAGGGUGUCAGAGCUGCGAAACCAGCUGGUGGAGCGACAAGCCCUCCGCUCCCGAAGACGACCCUCCACAGCCACCCAGAACCACAGCACGCCCCUUCUCCCCGUCCCCUCAAACGACUCCAAAUCCCUCGUUCCCCCACCGGGGUACCCUAAUCCCACCUCAGAUAACCACUCCCUCCCUCCAUCCUUCUCCAACUCCUCCAACCUCUAUCAGCCCGAUGGGAAGAUCAGCAGAAACAACUGCCACACCAGCCGGAUUCAGCUACUCUACAAGUGAACGAGAGGAGGAGAGGAAGAGUGUGUGAAAGGGGGAUAAGUUAUUGUAUGAAGAAUGAAUGGAUGGACGAGUAAUGGGGUGAGGGGGUAAGAGACGGGGUAGUGGUCCGAGGGUUGGGGUUAGUGAUAGGUAGGUAUGGUAGUGAUCAGAGGGUUCGUGAUAGGUAGGUAAGGUAGUGGUCAGAGGGUUAGGGUUAGUGAUAGGUAGGUAAGGUAGUGGUCAGAGGGUUAGGGUUAGUGAUAGGUAGGUAAGGUAGUGAUCAGAGGGUUCGUGAUAGGUAGGUAAGGUAGUGGUCAGAGGGUUAGGGUUAGUGAUAGGUAGGUAAGGUAGUGAUCAGAGGGUUCGUGAUAGGUAGGUAUGGUAGUGAUCAGAGGGUUAGGGUUCGUGAUAGGUAGGUAAGGUAGUGAUCAGAGGGUUAGGGUUAGUGAUAGGUAGGUAAGGUAGUGGUCAGAGGGUUAGGGUUAGUGAUAGGUAGGUAAGGUAGUGGUCAGAGGGUUAGUGAUAGGUAGGUAAGGUAGUGAUCAGAGGGUUAGGGUUAGUGAUAGGUAGGUAUGGUAGUGAUCAGAGGGUUCGUGAUAGGUAGGUAAGGUAGUGAUCAGAGGGUUGGGGUUAGUGAUAGGUAGGUAAGGUAGUGGUCAGAGGGUUAGGGUUAGUGAUAGGUAGGUAUGGUAGUGAUCAGAGGGUUAGUGAUAGGUAGGUAUGGUAGUGAUCAGAGGGUUAGGGUUCGUGAUAGGUAGGUAAGGUAGUGAUCAGAGGGUUAGGGUUAGUGAUAGGUAGGUAAGGUAGUGGUCAGAGGGUUAGGGUUAGUGAUAGGUAGGUAAGGUAGUGGUCAGAGGGUUAGUGAUAGGUAGGUAAGGUAGUGAUCAGAGGGUUAGGGUUAGUGAUAGGUAGGUAUGGUAGUGAUCAGAGGGUUCGUGAUAGGUAGGUAAGGUAGUGAUCAGAGGGUUGGGGUUAGUGAUAGGUAGGUAAGGUAGUGGUCAGAGGGUUAGGGUUAGUGAUAGGUAGGUAAGGUAGUGAUCAGAGGGUUAGGGUUAAUGAUAGGUAGGUAAGGUAGUGAUCAGAGGGUUAGGGUUAAUGAUAGGUAGGUAAGGUAGUGAUCAGAGGGUUAGGGUUAGUGAUAUGCAGGUAAGGUGGUGAUCAGAGGGUUAGGAUUAGUGAUAUGUAGGUAAGGUAGUGAUCAGAAGGUUAGGGUUAGUGAUAGGUAGGUAUGGUAGUGAUCAGAGGGUUAGUGAUAGGUAGGUAAGGUAGUGAUCAGAGGGUUAGGGUUAGUGAUUGGUAGGUAAGGUAGUGAUCAGAGGGUUAGGGUUAGUGAUAGGUAGGUAAGGUAGUGAUCAGAGGGGCAACAGGAGUCAAACGGUGAUCUGAUUUAUUGAAUAAGAAAGAUCAGAGUGAGGCCUUACCUGAAGACAACUAGAAGAGAGGAGGAUGGCUUCUGAAGAUACCAAUUGAAAUCAGGUAAAGGGACUUGAAGAAGGGAAAACAGAAAGCACAGAGGAUUCUUGUUUUUACCUCCCUCUCUCUCUCUCUCUCUCUCUCUCUCUCUCUCUCUCUCUCUCUCUCUCUCU